CCAAUCCCGAUUCAAUGCCUCCUGGGUUCAGUAUAGAAUAAUAAUAAUAAUAAUAAUAUUUUGUCCAAUAAUAAUUAAAACCCAUCUUUUCAUUUUGUAGGAAGACCUCCCUGUGUCUUUGAAUAUUCCAAUUCCAGGCGCAGAGGGAGAGGCCCUAAAGCAGAAGCAGAAGCAGCAGCAGGAGGGAAGCGAUUGAAACUAGUCUAUCAAUUAAAUUGAAUAGAAAUACAAACCAAAAGCAAAAUAUCUAUCAUAAUGGCUUCUCAAGCUUGUUUGUUUUUUGUGGCACUACUAAUGGCCGGUAUGUGGUACGGCGGGCAUGCACAGGGCCAGAGCCAGGAGCGCGAGCGCGAGCUUCUGGGUCUGAGUAUCAAUUUGAAUCUGGGAUUUGACAUUUGCCGGAAGGCGGACUACCCAGCCAUGUGUCGGUCCGUGGUGAAGGGGCUUAAUAACCCGAGGGUUGCCUUCGAAGCUGCGGUUCGGCAAUUGAUGUUCCAGACCAGCCGGGCGAAGAGUGUGGCCCAGAGGAACAAAGACAAGUCGUCGGCCAUGGAAGUGUGCUUCGGGCCUUUCAAACCUCAAGAGCCACGACAAGUCUAGCCUCAACGUUGACCUCUCUGCCGUUCUCACCGAUUAUGUCACCUGCGACGAUGCCAUCAACGAAGAAGGCAUUACUUCUCCCGUUACCCGCACCAACGCUAUACUCAGCCAAAUGGCCUCCAAUUGUCUCUAUUUCUCCAGUUUGAUUCACUUACGCUAAAUUCUUCGCCCACCCUACUCCACUCCCUAAUUUUGCAAUUCCUACAUGUCGUUGUCUGGUCUCUAGUGCUGCUAACUUUCAACUUGGUAACCGGGUCAUGGGUCAUAGGUGGGUCUGGGUGGUUGGCCCUUAGUUUCUUCUGCGCCUACACCCUUUUUCUUUUCUCUCAACAAAUGUUUCACUCUUUGUUCUUGUUCAUAUGAUCAAUAGAGAAGAUGGGAAGAGCACAUCCAAACAAAACUGCCUCUCGCUGCCUACUUUAUAUACU
Momordica charantia (bitter melon) is the source of this 1028-nucleotide messenger RNA. RefSeq lists its product as uncharacterized. The record is from RefSeq and is a predicted model, not a curated record. Gene Ontology annotation, molecular function: enzyme inhibitor activity. Gene Ontology annotation, biological process: negative regulation of catalytic activity. Lineage: Eukaryota; Viridiplantae; Streptophyta; Magnoliopsida; Cucurbitales; Cucurbitaceae.